AUGUCCUCUAGCGAGAAGGAACGAGAAGCAGCUGAGACUGGCGUGCCGACGUCGGAUGCCGCGGAAGAGCGCGAGGUAAAGCAAACUGCCAGUAAUGGCACGGGUGCUGAGGGGUCAACAGCAACAGCAGCAACGGCGGCGCCAUUGUCACAGCAAAAACAACAAUUGCCGGGAGAUAGCGCCCCAGCGGAGGAGGAGAGCCAGGAUCACAGACCGGCCACUCUCGCUCAUAUCCAGCAGAAUUUUGGUGUCAUGUCCCGUGUUUUAGAACGGGAGGUGUUUCGACGGGGAUUGAUAAAUAGUAGCGUGGAGGAGAUGUACUCAGCCUUUUUUGUGAUAAGUGGUGUUUUAAUUGAAAUCCUUAAGAGCGAAACGGAUCAGCGUCUUCUACAUAUGCAGCUUUUGGAAAUGCUGUUGACGAUACUGGAACCUACAUACGGCAUCGAUCAUGCAAGGAUGCUGGUGGCCAUAAUGGAUCAGUCUGUUUCUGACUUAUACUUGUUCCAAGCGUUACUGUCUUCCUCCUCUCUGGAGGCUUUGGUUCAGAGAGCGGAGGAGUUUAUGAACCCCCCAACACGUUCUGUUGGGGCUGGCAUGAGUGGCGGUAUUCCUGGGAACUAUAGCGGUGUGCAAAAUGAGAAUAUGCGCGUUGUGCAGCCGGCGUACAACAGUGUGUCGGCAACGGUGCGUCCCUCAUACGCGGAGUUCAACAAAGACCGACGUGUGGAGCCAUCAGCGGAGCCAGCCAUGUCUCGUGGAGCAAAUACAUACACGGAAGGAGGCGGUGCCCCAGCUUCCAGCCAGCCAGAAGAUGAUGCGAUGCCAGCGGUUGCCUCUGGUUGGGCAGCUGUGCAGAGAAAGCAUACCGAUCAUGAUCGUGAUGUAACGGUUCAUCAUCACCACCAGCAACAGCAACAGCAGCAGCAGCAGCAGCCACAGCAGCACGUACAGCAUCGAGUUCCUUUUAAUCAGUACCUUCAUCAGCAACGGAAUCAAGCUCCAAACGUAGCCCAUCAUCAUCAGGUGGUUGUAGGUACUGGUCCGAUGGGAUUGCAGCAACAACAACAACAACAGCAACAACAACAACAGCAAGAAAGCCCUCAAACGGAUUCGUUCCCACGUGCACCGGUGCCACAGGGACAACAAAAAAGGAUGGUGGAACGUCUGCCGCCUGGAACGCAGGAAUCCGAUGAGCCGCACGUGCGAGGACCCUUGUGGCGCGUACCCCCUGCUCCUUCUGGAACUCAGCAGGAGACAGUAACGGUGCCGCAGCCUUCAUAUCAUGCUCAGAACCCAUCGUCAACUCCUACUCCGCAUUCAAAUCAGCAUCAAGUGGCAUCUCCCAAUUCUCCAACGCAUCCCAGAUUUCUUAUUCACCACCGUCAUGCCACCACGCAUUUUGUGCUACCGGGUCCUGUGGGAAAACAGGCGUCACCGCAACCUGCAACGCAGAUCUCGCCGCAACAACCUCCGCAGUCCGCGACAAUGACGGCUACGACGACAGCGACAACAGCAGCAACGGCAAGUACGUCGAUUACAAACUCACAACGAGUAAUGAUUCCGCACCAUCAUCAUCAUCACCACCUUCAUCAUCAUGAUAUUCCGCCUCCGCAGCUCAUGAUGCCUAGAGUCUCACCCCCAUCGCAAUCUGCUCAUGCUGUGAAGCAGGAACCUGUGAGCCCACCUGAGACGAAGCCUGCGGUUCACAAUGCAGAGACAGCUGUGCCACAGCUUAGACCUCAUCAUUUCCACCAUAUUCCCUCUACACAACAAAAGGUUUUGCGUCAGCCUCAGUCUGUGAGUGUGUCAGCGUCAUUAGGUGGCGGUGCUGGUGGCGGCAUCAACACUGGCAGUGGCGGAGGUGGCGGAGGUGGGUUUAAUGGUGGAGGGAGUGAGGCGCCAUCACAUGGAGUUAUGAUACCCACGCAUCAUCAUAUGAUACACCACUUUCAGCAAAUCCGGCCGAGUGUGCCUCCGCCGCAACAACAGUAUCGACAACCGACGUCAUCGGCCCCAGGACCGAUGUCUAUUGACGCGCUUAGCAAUGAUGAAAUGAACUGGGCCUCGUCGCAGUCAGCAAUGUUGUCAGGUCCACAGGAGCUUCGUUACUUCCUUCGGGAAAGAGGUGUAGCGGAGACUGUCAUCAAUAUUCUUGCAAAAAUAUUUUUUUCAUUGGAUGAAUUAAUGGCAGCUUCUCGUGAAGCGUUUGAGGAGAGAAUAAAGAAGGAAAUUGUGUCUGUUAAUAAUCGGCAGUAUAUUUGGACCAUUUUGCAUCCGAGCGAAAAGCUACCUUCUGAAAAGGAUGUACCUGAGAUGAAUGAGCUACGUAACUUUAUCCACAAUAAUGCCAUCCACAACAACAUGUCUCAGGACGGGGAGGAUGAUACAACGACGUUGAAGCCUGGUCGUCCAAACAAAAAUAUACUCCAGGUACCCCAACCUAGAACUUCUCAGGGUAAACAACAACAACAACAACAACAACAACAACAGCAGUCAGGGAAGGUAGUGGAAUGUAAAGCGGUGAUUUGGCUUUCGUCUGUUCGCUCGUGGCAAAUUCAAUCUGCUGUUGAAGAGUUGUCAAAGUACGGCAAGGUGCUGCAGCAUGGAGCAUCUUCUCAGAGGCCUGAUCUGAUAUACUUUAAGUUGGGUGACCACAAGAGUGAACUUCAGAUGAUGCGAAAAAUAGGGAGCGCUGUUGUGGAAGAUUACUAUCGUGUCUCUCCAGGGGAUGUAGAUGACGGUGCUCCGCCGACGCCGACGGGACGUCCUGAAGGGGCUGACGACAAUGGCCCCAGUAAGAUACUGGGCCAGAAGGCUGGCAGUGGUAUGCAUGCCUACCACCAGCAUCAUCAGCAGCCCUCCGCGAACCGUGGUGGAUACGGGGUGGUGGACGAGGAGGAUAUGGAUGGUGAUGAAACUCGGAAUUUCCGCAAGGGGACUGGUGUGAAGCACGCUAGGGGACGAGGUCGUGGCGGGCAUCACAACUAUCAUCACCAUCGGCAUCCAGAAGGGGGCACUCAGAUGGUGUGCAGAUUCUUCAGUAAAGGGACGUGUAAGUACGGAGAGCAUUGCCAAUAUUUCCACCCGCCGAAGAAUGCAAGUCGUUCUUGA
Molecule: messenger RNA, 3111 nt
Organism: Trypanosoma cruzi
Lineage: Eukaryota; Euglenozoa; Kinetoplastea; Trypanosomatida; Trypanosomatidae
Exons: 1
Coding region: 1-3111 (1036 amino acids)
Molecular function (GO): metal ion binding
Source: RefSeq, a predicted model, not a curated record